AUGAGGGCGUCCAAGUAUCGCCAUGUUUUUGGGCAAGGCUCCAAGAAGGAGUUGUGCUACGAAAAUCUCAAAAUCACAAAGAACGCAUGGGACUCCAACAUUAUCCAAACCAACGGAAAGUAUAUAUCUGCUAAUUGGGAUGCAUCAGGAGGUGGAGCAUUUGCGAUUAUUCCAGUUGAAGAAGUUGGUAAAGCUCCCGAUAAAGUCUCGUUGUUUAGAGGACACAAGGGGCCCGUUUUGGAUACAGCAUUCAACCCAUUCGACACACAAGAGGUGGCCAGUUGCUCAGAUGAUGGCAAAAUCUUGAUUUGGAAGAUUCCUAAAGACUAUUCAUUUCAUCGCUACCUUGAUGAAAACGAGGAAAUCAAAGACAUUACUGAGCCAGAAAAAGUCUUGCUGGGACACACUAGAAAGGUUGGUUUGAUUGAAUACCAUCCUUGCGCGGCAAAUGUUUUGGCUUCUAGUUCUUUGGAUUAUACAGUUAAGAUUUGGAAUACCGAGACUGGCAAGGAUGAGAUAACCUUGCAACAUAAGGAUUUAGUGACGUCGUUUGCCUUUAAUUAUAAUGGAUCUUUGUUAGCAACUACGUCUAGAGACAAGAAACUUAGAGUUUGGGAUAUAAGGUCAGGCAAAGUGUUAUCCGAAGGUCCCGGCCACACCGGCGCCAAGCCAUCAAGAAUAAGAUGGCUAGGAAACACAGAUAGGAUAGUAACAACUGGGUUUUCCAAGUUAUCAGAUCGUCAAGUCGGAGUAUGGGAUGUCGAAAAUAUUGAUGAGGGACCAAUUGGUGGAUUUAUGGUCAUUGAUGCGUCCUCGGGUGUUUUGGUUCCCUACUUUGACCCAGAGAAUUCGAUUUUGUAUCUCGCUGGUAAAGGUGACGGUAACAUUCGUUAUUACGAGUACGACAACGAUGUGUUACAUGAGUUAUCUCAGUAUGCUUCUACAGACCCACAAAGAGGAUUUGCAGUGGCACCGAAACACUCAGUUAAUGUAAAGGAAAAUGAAGUUGUUAGAGCAUACAAGACGGUUUUAGAUACCCUGAUUGAGCCAAUAAGUUUCAUCGUACCUAGAAGGUCUGAGUUAUUUCAACUGGAUAUAUAUCCCGACUGUCCUUCAACCACACCCGCCCUCAGUGCAGAGGAAUGGCUCGAUGGUAAGGAGGUUAAUGGACCUGUUUUGAUAAAUAUGGAAGCUAUAUACGAAGGAACAGAACCAAGUUUGAAGGACAGCAAACCGGCUACCAAAGUAUCGGAAGUUAAGGAGGCAAAAAACAGAGACUUGGAAAAGAAAAAGGAAGAAACUAUCAAGAAAAGGGAGGAGGAGCAAAAAGAAAAAAAGGCAACAAGCGAAAAGAAACCUGAGCCAUCCAAGGACGUGGCUGAGUCAGCUGAAACCGUUUCUUCAUUGAGUGGUGCCCCCAACAAGAAUGUAGAUGAGUUGUUGCAGGGUUCUAAUGAAGUCGGGGAUCUUUUGAAUAAGGUAGCCAAUCAAUCUGAUGAAGAAGAUUCGAGUGAAACUGAAGAAUCAAAGGACGAUGGAUGGGAAAAAGUGAAGAAGCCUGAAGCCAAGUCUGUCUCUCCAUCAGAAAGUAAAGGAAAAGAAGUCAAGGGGCUUGAAUGUAAUCCAUCGUCAAAUAGCGAAAACAAAUUGGAAAAGGUAGACAAACAGCCCAAAGCAUCUUCUCCCGAAACUGAAACUAAAACUGACACCGAAAAGGUAGUUGGUGGCAAGGAGCCUGAAACUUCAAAGUCAAUAGAUGAUAAAGAAACAAUCCCCAACGAUAGUGCAAAGGACACCGACUCUUCAUCAAAAGGUCAAGUGAAGGAAGAGAAAAAGACGACCGAUGACAAGUCAACCAAAGCAUCCAGUACCAAGCCUACAUUAGCCUCUACAAUUGAGAAAUUAUCCAAUUUAGUGACACAGUUUGAGUCUCAGAUUGUGAAGUUAGAGAAAGCUAAUUUGGACAAGGACGAAAGAUUGAAAUCUUUGGAAGAAAAGAUUGAGAAUUUGCUUAAAAAAUAA
This is a messenger RNA of Lodderomyces margitis, 2022 nucleotides long. It is a transcript of the gene CRN1, whose product is annotated as Crn1p. The record is from RefSeq and is a predicted model, not a curated record. Gene Ontology annotation, biological process: actin filament organization. The transcript has 2 exons. The coding region runs from base 1 to 2022 and encodes 673 amino acids. Gene Ontology annotation, molecular function: actin filament binding. Lineage: Eukaryota; Fungi; Ascomycota; Pichiomycetes; Serinales; Debaryomycetaceae.